CUCGCACAUCGAGCCGUCGACGCAUGGUGCUCGGGACUGCCACGUGGACCGACUUCUUUCGCGCGAAGAAUGUCCUUCCCAUGUUCACCCUAACGAAAACGAAGCACUGCUCCGAGCAGCCGCAGCCGGAAACCCCUUGCGAAGAUGGUCCCAUCGACACGCGGGAUGUUCACGGGGCUUCCAUGUGUGGUGACAACGUAACAAGGGCAGAACAACAUGUCGACGAGCUUUUCGAGGCAGCCAAGGAAGGAAUGCUGUCGGAAGUGCGGCGGCUGUGCGAAAACGUGGAGGUGGACCCCGACUCGCGAGGGUACAUGGGAUGGACAGCUGCACAUUGGGCGGCGCGAGAAGGCCACGUCCAUAUUUUGGAAUACUUGCGGCACAUCGGUGCCAACUUGGACAGCUUGGAUCGAAAGGGGGAUUGCUUGCUGCACAAGGCCGCAGCCAACGGACAGCACCACGUGUGUGUGUGGUUGCUCGACAACAACUUUAACGUUCGAGCCGUCAACAACAAUGGGAUGACGCCGCUCGACUUGGUGCGGGAGAAGGCCAGUGCCUCUCGAGAUGCACUCACGUUACAAUGCGAAACCCUCCUCGUGAAAGAAGGCGAGUGCACGUUUUAACAAGACCGUUUAAUCCACGUUCGUUCCUCGAGCA
Molecule: messenger RNA, 657 nt
Organism: Aphanomyces invadans
Lineage: Eukaryota; Oomycota; Saprolegniomycetes; Saprolegniales; Verrucalvaceae
Exons: 3
Coding region: 24-623 (199 amino acids)
Molecular function (GO): protein binding
Source: RefSeq, a predicted model, not a curated record